AUGACCACCUCUCCCUGGGAUCCGCGCGAGGCUCUGCCGCAGGAUAUCCGCCGGCUGCUGACGCCGCCAACUUCGGGCAAAAAUUACAACUACAUCAACGCAUUCUACCAGAUCGUUUCUCUGCUUAAAAGCCAGAAGCGAACGGGAUGGGUUGAUCACCAGGUGCCGAAUCCGGAAAGCAUUGCCGAUCACAUGUAUCGGAUGUCGAUCAUCGCCAUGUCGCUCAGCAAGGACGCCUUUUCGCAGACCCCGGACCUGGCCAAGUGUGCAAAGAUCGCUCUUGUCCACGACAUUGCAGAGAGUCUUGUUGGCGAUAUAGUGCCGCACGACGCCAACGUCGACAAGACAGAGAAGAACAGACGCGAGUAUAGCACCAUCGUGUAUCUAAGCGAGGUGAUCCAGCCGUACAACAAGGCGUUCUCGGAGGAGAUCGUGGAGUUGUGGCUGGACUAUGAGAACCAGCGAAACUUCGAGGCCACCAUCGUGAAGGACAUCGACAAGUACGAGAUGCUGAUCCAGGCGUUCGAGUACGAGAAAAGCACCCAUAAGCCGUUGGAUGAGUUUUUCAGAUCCCGCGCGCUGAUCAAACACCCGGAGAUCCAGAGCCUGGCAGACAGUCUUUUGGAGGAGCGAGACACGUUUUGGAACUCGUUGAAAUAA
Molecule: messenger RNA, 660 nt
Organism: Ogataea philodendri
Lineage: Eukaryota; Fungi; Ascomycota; Pichiomycetes; Pichiales; Pichiaceae
Exons: 1
Coding region: 1-660 (219 amino acids)
Cellular component (GO): cytoplasm
Molecular function (GO): 5'-deoxynucleotidase activity
Source: RefSeq, a predicted model, not a curated record